Colletotrichum navitas is the source of this 597-nucleotide messenger RNA. RefSeq lists its product as uncharacterized. Bases 1 to 597 code for a protein of 198 amino acids. The record is from RefSeq and is a predicted model, not a curated record. NCBI's taxonomy places the organism in Eukaryota, Fungi, Ascomycota, Sordariomycetes, Glomerellales, Glomerellaceae. The transcript has 2 exons.
AUGGUUUCGCAACGUUUCUCGGCCGUGCUCUUGCUUCUGGGCGGUGCACUUAUUGGCUUGGGCAACCAAGCUUAUGCUUUUGACUACGAAAAAGACGACAAAACUGGGAGAUGGGUUUUCGACGUCUACGGAGACGGCUACAGUGAGAAGAAAGAUAAGGGUGGCCAGGCGCCACUCGACAUAAUCAUGGUCAACACGCAGACAAAGCGCCUCACUGUCGUCAAGGCCAUGAAUGGACUGGACAAGACGGAGCCCCGCCUCAAGAUGCGACAGGUUCUCAAGGAGUGUUGGACGAUGACAGGCCUCCAGACGUCUCAGCUGGAGGAGGUACUCGGCUACAAGAUCGAGAACGCCGAUAUGAAGGCAGCCCUCGUGGAUUGCCGUAAGACUAUGAACCUGCAGCCUAGCGACUCUUUCGUGCUGUCGACCACAGACACGGACCUGGCCAAGAAGAGGUGCUGGGACAGACUCGACAGAACAAUAUUUUCAGCCUCCAUCCGGGGUGCAGUUGCCGAUUUCAGCAUCAACAAGAAACUUAUACAGGUCAAGGUGGACAACGGGGGAGAGUGGGAUCACGUUUACUACAAAUUCUCAUAA